Messenger RNA from Pseudophryne corroboree (corroboree frog), 1737 nucleotides. RefSeq names its product vomeronasal type-2 receptor 26-like. The transcript is spliced from 4 exons. Gene Ontology annotation, biological process: G protein-coupled receptor signaling pathway. Gene Ontology annotation, cellular component: plasma membrane. Gene Ontology annotation, molecular function: G protein-coupled receptor activity. Bases 1 to 1737 code for a protein of 578 amino acids. NCBI's taxonomy places the organism in Eukaryota, Metazoa, Chordata, Amphibia, Anura, Myobatrachidae. The record is from RefSeq and is a predicted model, not a curated record.
AUGUUAACCUACCAUAGACAGCAUUUACUCCCUAUUGCACAAGACAUUCGGUGGGAGGAUACAGUAUCUUGUUCGGAAGAAAAUACUGUAGAUGGAAAACAUGCUAAAGAUAAGAGUAACCUUCAGGGCAGGGUAAAGGAAUAUGAGGAUAGUUAUGAUGAAAUUAAUACUGGGUAUUACUAUUGGGAUAGUGAGCCUUGGGGAGCUGAGGCCACUGUCCCAGAUUCAUCCAACGGAGGGCAAUCUGAAAUACCCAACUCAUACAAUGUGGUGGAACCUGAGAAUGAUGAAAGCAAUGGCGUUGAGGGAAGUGACCCAAAUUGUGAAAUGACAGUCAUUCCUGAUUCAAUCCAUAGGGGUGAUAAUGGAGAUGGAGAUAUUGCUGAACGACAAGAUAUAUCACCUAGGCCUCAAAGAGUUAGGAGGGCCCCUAAAAUACUCAACUAUGAACAGCUAGGAACCACCACUGAAAUUCCGUUGCUGAGAAACUUCGUAAAUAAAAUAAAAUAUAUUGGUCCAUAUAAUGAAACAAUACUUUUUAAUGAAAAAGGAGAAUAUCCUGAAACACUGAACAUUGAGAACUGGGACUAUAACCCAGAAGUCCAUGGAAGUCAUCAGUGGUGGACAACUGUUGGUACAUUUGACCCACACAAUGUAGAAGAUCAGCAGCUGCUAAUUUUACCAUGGAGAAUAGCGUGGAAACAUGGAAAGGUUCCAUGCGGUGUGUGCUCUGCAGCCUGUAUUCCGGGUACCAGACGGGCGCUGAGAAAAGGUUCCCACACCUGCUGCUAUGACUGCGUCCCGUGCUCAGAGGGGGAGAUCUCCAAUGUGUCUGACAGUGAAAACUGCCAGAAGUGCUCUGAUGAUGAAUGGCCUAAUGAGGAAAAAGAUGAGUGUAUUCCCAGAAUAUUAGAAUUUCUAUCAUACAAGACAGACAUGAUAGCGAUAGUUUUUUCCUCAAUAUCUGUCCUAUAUUUUAUCUUAACCAUCUUUAUAAUUGGAAUAUUUGUUUCAUUCCGGGACACUCCAAUAGUAAAAGCCAAUAAUAGAAACCUUAGCUUCAUUCUUCUCAUCUCCCUCAAGCUGAGCCUACUCUGUGUGUAUCUGUUCAUCGGCCGUCCAGUGGACAUCACCUGCUUGCUACGCCAAAUAUCCUUUGGAAUACUAUUCACCAUUGCCGUGUCUUCUGUCCUGGCCAAGACUGUAAUGGUUUGCUUUGCUUUCAAAGCCACUAAACCUGGAAGCUCCUGGAGAAAAUGUCUUGGUGUUAAAUUGCCAAAUUCUAUAGUGUUCAUCUGCUCAUCUGUCCAAGUUCUCAACAGUGGUAUUUGGUUGUCAGUUUCUCCUCCCUUUCAAGAGUAUGACAGGAAUACUUAUACUGGGAUGAUUAUCAUUCAAUGUAAUGAGGGCUCUGCACUUGCCUUUUAUUUCAUGUUGGGAUACAUGGGGUUCCUGGCAGCUCUGAGCUUUGGUCUGGCUUUCAUGGUGAGGACAUUACCUGACAUCUUUAAUGAAGCCAAAUACAUCACCUUCAGCAUGCUGGUGUUCUGCAGUGUUUGGGUCUGUGCUAUACCAGCCUACCUGAGCAGUAAGGGGAAAAACAUGGUCACUGUAGAGAUAUUUGCCAUAUUGGCUUCAUGUAUUGGAGUAAUGAGCUGUAUAUUUUUCCCUAAAUGCUACAAUAUUCUACUGAGACCUGAAAUGAACAGUAAAAAAUACCUCCUAGGAAAAGGUUAA